CAACUGUAUAUAUUAUUCAACUAUGGCAACCGUAGUUACGAUUCCGCCACCUCAAGGGGAUCAAGAAUUUGUUCGUAAAAGUAUCAAGUAUGUCCUGCCUAAUGACGCGGUAGAUUCAUUUAUUCAACUGAUUGAGCCCACUCUACCAGUCUCGCCAUUCACAUUACCAUCAGGCGAAGUAGUCACAUCGCAAGUAAAUAAUAGUUCGUAUUUCGACGACGAGUAUUUAAACCAAUAUAAGGAGCGUGUUGUCAAAAAUGAAAAUGCUGAAUUGUACCGUGUCAGAUGGUACGGUGAUUCCUUUGAGCCGGUAGAAAAUCUAUUCAUCGAGCGAAAGAGGCAUCACAACUACAAACGAACGGGCAAGUAUAGCAACAAGAAAAGACUUGACCUGCCCAAAGAGGAAAUGUCACGUUUUUUGCUGGGCACACCCGUGGAAUUGCUCAACCCAUCAAAAGCCAAACUUGCUGAGGAGAUACAAACCGUCAUGAUGCAUAACAAGCCUAAGAUCCGCACACAGUAUCUGCGUACCUCUUUCAUGAGUCAAGAUAUCAAAGAUCUCAGAGUAACGCUAGACAGGGACAUCAAAAUGUUUGCCGAGCCGCAAAGCUGGACUGAAAUAGCAAGACUUAAUGGUAGAGCACGGGGAGAAUGUGACAUGAUGCCUUUCGCGAUUGUUGAGGUGAAGGUAGCUCUGGUUCAAGGUGGCAGACCACAGUGUCCGGAAUGGCUUGAAGUUGCAUUAUUGUCAUCUGGUGCUCGAAAUAUCAAACUCAGCAAAUAUGGAUAUGGUUGUAUGAAGUUCUUCCGGAACAUGCACAUCCUACACCUAAAUGGGCCCCUGAGAUCGAAGCUUGGAACCAGUUGUUGACCGGAAACUCACCGAACACUGAUUCCGCGGCAGUGUUUUUGUCAGUUCCCACAUUACAAGCACCGCCCAGUUAUCAGUCAAAUGAUUACGACCGAAGUUUCGUUGAUGAAAAGUUCAAUUCACCGUCUUCAAUUGAUAAGAGCAAGCGCACGUUCUCUCCUUUCAAGUCGAAGCUGUACAAUACGGGAACCAUUUUCCACAAGGCUCGUCGCCAAGGCCUGAAUCGCAAAAAGUACGGCAAGACCGAUGGGAAAGCAUUCAUGGCCAAUGAGCGAACCUUUCU
Messenger RNA from Sphaeroforma arctica JP610, 1154 nucleotides. RefSeq lists its product as hypothetical. The transcript has a single exon. Bases 23 to 871 code for a protein of 282 amino acids. NCBI's taxonomy places the organism in Eukaryota, Ichthyosporea, Ichthyophonida. The record is from RefSeq and is a predicted model, not a curated record.